AUGCAAUUUUUUGAUGAAAUUACUGUGAAAUUACUGAAAUUUCUGAAGGUCAUCGAAAAAGAUGAUAAUGAACCCAUAGAGGUAAAAGAUCUUAUGGAUAGAUCAGAUUUCUCCGAAAAGGAUCGAAUUAAUUCUUCGGAUAAUACUUCUCAUUUUCAAGAAUUAGAUGAUAAUAAUAUUAGUCGAUGCGAGAUGUACUAUGAGGCGCCACUCUACGGCGGAGAAUGUUUAUUGGUUCAUUACGAAUUUCUUAGUGUUUUAAGCAAGAGAUUCAAUCCGUUCAAUCCGAAUAAAAAAAAUAGAACAUCAAACAUUGAACUAUCCAGUCAAACAUUCAAAUAA
Funneliformis geosporum is the source of this 342-nucleotide messenger RNA. The record is from the annotation of a GenBank genome assembly. Lineage: Eukaryota; Fungi; Glomeromycota; Glomeromycetes; Glomerales; Glomeraceae.